AUGGCUGUUAUAAUUAGGUCACUUGUGCUAGUCCUAGUGAGCUUAUUAUGGUUCUCUCUUCUAAUCGAUUCAUCGAUAGCUGAUCCGCUUCAAUAUUGUGAUGCACCAUAUUUCGAUAGCUCUAAUUUCCCUGAUAAGUUCCAUUUUGGUGCUGCUACUGCAGCAUAUCAGGUUGAAGGUGCAGCAUUUGUUGGUCGAGGUCCUAGCAUCUGGGACAAUUUUACUCAUACCUAUCCAGACAGAAUAGCAGAUCAAAGCAAUGGAGAUGUUGCGGUGGAUUUCUAUUACCGAUAUAAGGAAGACAUCAAAAGAAUAAAAGAAAUGAACUUGGACUCCUUCAGAUUCUCCAUCUCAUGGAGUAGAUUAUUGCCUAAUGGCAAACUAAGCGGAAGCGUGAGCGAGGAGGGUGUUGCAUUUUACAAUGAUCUGAUCGACGAGAUCAUAUCGAAUGGUCUAACUCCUUUUGUUACAAUAUUUCACUGGGAUACUCCACAAGCCUUGGACGAGGAGUAUGGUAACUUUUUAAGUUAUGACAUUGUGAGUGAUUUUCAAGACUACGCUGAACAGUGCUUCCUGUUAUUUGGCGAUCGAGUUAAACAUUGGAUCACUUUGAAUGAGCCGGUUAGUUACACUAACUCCGGGUACAAUCUUGGCACGUUCGCACCAGGCCGGUGCUCGAAAUUUAUGAAUAAUGCAUGCCAAGCCGGAAACUCAUCCACCGAGCCUUACAUUGUGACUCACAAUCUUCUUCUAGCUCAUGGAGCGGCUGUCCAAUUAUAUCGGGAGAAAUAUCAAGAAGCUCAAAAGGGGAAGAUUGGGAUAACCCUAAUUUCGUAUUGGUUCGAGCCUUAUAACUCUGAGAAUCCUCUUGACUCUGUAGCAGCAUCGACCGCCGUAGAUUUCAUGUUUGGUUGGUAUUUGGGUCCUAUAACCUUUGGGAAGUAUCCACAAAGUAUGAUAACAAAUGUCGGGGAUCGUUUGCCGGUUUUCACAGCUGAACAAUCUAAAAUGCUAAUAGGAUCCAUUGAUUUUCUUGGGUUGAAUUACUACACAACAUAUUAUGCAGCUUAUAACGACACAAUUAGCGAUAUCAGCUAUACAUCGGACCAACAUUUGACUGUGCAUUAUAGUAUCGAAGGAAUACCAAUUGGUCCACAGGCAACUGGUUCGAAGUGGAUUUAUAUUUAUCCUAAUGGAAUUCGAUAUCUUUUGAACUAUACCAAGGAUACCUACAAUGUUUCACUAAUUUAUAUCACUGAGAACGGGAUUGGCGAGGCCGACAAUUCUUCGCUAACACUGAAUGAAGCUCUUUACGAUCCUUGGAGGAAGGAGUACUAUCGCUGUCAUCUUUGGAAUGUUCUUAGAUCAAGGAACGAGUACAAUGUGAAUGUUCAAGGUUACUUUGCAUGGUCAUUGAUGGAUAACUUUGAAUGGGCAGAUGGUUACACAACUAGGUUUGGUCUCUAUUACAUUGACUACAAAGACAGCUUCAAAAGGUAUGCAAAGAACUCUGUCGAGUGGUUCAUGCAAUUCUUAAAGACCAACAAACAGAAAUCUUAG
This is a messenger RNA of Tripterygium wilfordii, 1560 nucleotides long. Its product is annotated as beta-glucosidase 24-like. Gene Ontology annotation, biological process: carbohydrate metabolic process. NCBI's taxonomy places the organism in Eukaryota, Viridiplantae, Streptophyta, Magnoliopsida, Celastrales, Celastraceae. The record is from RefSeq and is a predicted model, not a curated record. The transcript has 13 exons. Gene Ontology annotation, molecular function: beta-glucosidase activity. The coding region runs from base 1 to 1560 and encodes 519 amino acids.